Molecule: messenger RNA, 2176 nt
Organism: Penaeus vannamei (Pacific white shrimp)
Lineage: Eukaryota; Metazoa; Arthropoda; Malacostraca; Decapoda; Penaeidae
Source: RefSeq, a predicted model, not a curated record
CCGCUGCCGCCCCGCCUUCAGUUCCCCGCCUCCCUCGGUCCCGCUCGGUCCUACGUCCGUGGUGUCCUUACGUUCGUCCUUACGUUCCUCCUCGUACGAGUGACCCGCCGCACUGCUCUGCCAUGCGCACAAGAAUAUGGCUGACGGCAACCCUGCUGGCCCUCGCAAUGGAGGUCGUGUGGGGUGACCCCCUCGGCGGCGGCUCUUCGGGCAGGAACCCAGCCAAGCCCCGCGCCUCGGCCCAGAUCUACCCUCUGGCGGACCGGGAGGGCAACUCCCUGUACGCCCUGCCGCCCAAGCUCACCGGGGAAAUGAUCCAGAGCCUGGCCAGGACCCGCCACUGGAGGCCCUACCAGGCCAUCGGCACGUCAUACGACGUCGCGAGAAAACCAGGCCAGUCCAGCCACCGGGGAAGGAGAGAUGCCACCAGCUCACCGUGCACUGAUGGGAAGGUGUUUCGCAGGGGUGUAUGCCAGUGCCCAUACCUCUCCGAGUGGGAUGAGGAACAGGGGGCAUGCGCCUGCACUUAUGGCACAUAUCGCGACAGCAGGGGCAACUGUCACCCGUACUUGUAGACUGCACAUCAUUUCAUGACAUGACAUGACAUGACAUGACAGUAACAGAAUGGCAUGUCAUCAACUGGAAGCUACAGAGGUGUCAUGGAGUUUGGACAUUCCCAUCUACAGAAUAGUGUAGCAUCAUGAAUCUACGGGGACUUCUCAGUAGACUUGAAGAAUAUGCAAGAUUAUACUCAGUCUUUUUAUGUAACCUUAUAGAGGUCAUACUUCGUACUACUUAACAAGCUGGUUUGCUGUUAGGAACUCACUAACAUUGUUCUUCAAUUUGAAAAAAUUAUAAUACACAAAGAAAUGUCUAACCAAACAGUUAUAAUACAGUAAUUAUAUACUGUAUAUAUUAAGAGUAUCUGUAUGCCUAAGUUAUAUAAACACACACACACACACACACACAUAUAUCCGUAACAAACCAUGACUCUUUGUUAAUGCCAUGUAGGAUCUUUCUUAUUCCUCAAUAUUUUUCCUUUUAUUUUUGUAUUUCUUCUCCAUUCCGAACUUAAUUCUAAUAGUUAAUUCACUUCUAUGUAUAUAUUCCAACUACAGUUUCUCUUUUUUUUUCAAAUCUGAACUAAUCUUGUACAAAAACAACAUUAAAUCAAGGUUAAAUCACAUGCAGAUGAAACACUGAUUGAAUAAAAUAUCCCAUUUAUAAUGUGCAAGAUCAAAGUUCCAAUACAGCAUAAAAUACUUUCGUUUAUUUACCCUUUUUGAAAUUAAACUGAAGUCAUUGUAUUAACUUGCUAUACCAAAAACAAAAAUACAAAAAAAGAUGCUUCUCAUUAUCUCACUGAUAUCUGUUUUUGAUCUAAUUAGAACAUAAAUAAAUAUAUAUACACAUACAUUUCAUAUAUGAAAACUUCCUAUUUGCAAAAGUUAUCAACUCAUUAUUAGUGUCACUAGUUAGUCUAUAAUAUUCAACCAGCAUUGAUUUUUAAAUUGAAACUUCCGAUAAAUAUGCCAAAGUUUAUUACGUCAUUAAAAAAGAAAAAAAAUAAUCAAUAAUAUUCCAGAAUCAGUUGUGAUUGUAUAGAGGAUCUUUCUUAUUAUGUAUAUUCAUUCAAUAUAUGCAUGUACCUUAAUGAUAUUAUAAACCAGGUUUCAAUAAACUUAUAGCAUGAACCUUGUCAAACUUAAUAAAUAUAGUCAGUGAUUGAUAACUUUACACUUAAUUACAAAAAAUGAAAAAAAAUGUAUAUUAGCUACUUCAUGUAUACAGUAUAGGUAGAGCAUAAUAUUUUUUUAAUAUUACAGUAAAUGGUCAGCCAACCAGAAUUGCUAUUUACAAGAAACUUCUGAAAAUUAAUUUGAAAUUACUUUAGACUAAUUAUCUGCCAAUAUCAUUUAUCUGACUAAAAAAUUUAAAUUAUGAUUUUACCCAAAUAUUAUGCUAAAUAUAUAUAUUACCUAUGUUAAUUGCCACAUAUAUUGCCUUAUGCAUACAAAACGAUACAACGCAUUAAAAUAUGUAAAUUCCUAAUAAACUGAACUUCAUUAUCAUUGUAUUUGCCAACCAAUUUACUAGCUAUUAAUCCCAUUAUAUCUAUGUAUUGAACAAUUAAUCAUUCAUGUUGAAGUAUCAGUGAAAUAAAAAUUAGACUGGA